AGUGAACGGUGAACAAAAAUAAAUAUCCCUUGAAUGUGAGUGUGGCCUUGUCACAACUCCAAACCAACACAGAACCCUAAACCCUAAUUGCUUCCUCUCUCGCGUUCUCUCUUCGUCUCGCUUCAAUGGCCGAUUCUGCGUUUUCGGUUCAAUACCUGAAAGAUCUCGUUAAUUCUCAAAUCCAUGACGAAGACAAAUGGGCCUUCAAUGUGAAACUGCUGCGUGCUGUGGGAAUUUUUGCAGGAUCAAUAGUACUCAUGCGAAACUAUGGCGACCUCAUGACAAUCUGAAAGUAGAAAACUAUGUUGUCUUGGUGUAGUUUCAAUCUGAAAUGAAUAGUAUUCAUAAGCCAUGAUAUUACUUUUCUGAUUUGGUUAUGUUGACUGCAAAUGUUUGUGCACAUUUCCUUGUGGUCAGAUAUGUUUUGGAUAAGAAACAACUACUUUAGGAUUCUUGGAUAGUGAUAUGCUAUUGUUCACCGCAUCUAUGUGCUUGAGUUAAUAACUAAACCCCCUACCCCCUUUAGGCCUUAA
Lotus japonicus is the source of this 533-nucleotide messenger RNA. RefSeq names its product mitochondrial import receptor subunit TOM5 homolog. The coding region runs from base 126 to 290 and encodes 54 amino acids. The record is from RefSeq and is a predicted model, not a curated record. The transcript is spliced from 2 exons. Gene Ontology annotation, cellular component: mitochondrial outer membrane translocase complex; mitochondrion. NCBI's taxonomy places the organism in Eukaryota, Viridiplantae, Streptophyta, Magnoliopsida, Fabales, Fabaceae.